GAGUUGGAAAAACUUAAUUUUCACUUUUCAAAAAUACAUCGAUGUACACAUGCAUCACAAAUCUGUCUAUAAACAUCCGAAUAACCAAAAUAAAAAUAUUCACAACAUCUAGGGUCAUCAUACCAAUCAAAAUACGCAAGAUAAAUAUGGCGAACUUACCAUUUCAUAGUCAGCUCAGCUGCAGCUAUUCAUUAAUUCCACAGUUUUUGUGUGUAUUAAGAUUAAUUCUACAUCUAAUUGCUUUCAUAAUUUCUCUUAAUACCAGAACUUGCUAACUUGCAGGUGUGAUGCCGAACAUGGAAGAAUGAACAUUACGUCAUUAAGUCUGACAACUACAACGCCCACAAAAAUUUUCCUCAUCCAGUCAAUUAAUUUAACCAAUCAUGAACUACGCAAAACUUUGUGUAAAACAUGAAUGAAAGUUUAUUCGUGUUUAAAUUGUUUUAACUAUCUUAUAAAUAAUGAAAGAAAUGAAAGUGUGCAACGAUUCUUUUUUUUCUUAAGUUUUUUUAAGCCCCAUUUUACCUCCCCCACCCCACAUGUAAAGGCUAGUUAACGGUAAAUAUAAAUGCUAAAACCCUAAACAAAAUGUCAAAGAGAAAGUGUGGAACUGGAAGUGACAUAAGAAGUUUUUUAGUAAAGCAGCCACGCACAGUAAGUAUCUUUGCUUAACACUAAACAUAUUAUAUUUAAUUAAACAUACGUGAAUAUGGGCAUAAUGUAGCUAAUCAUGUUUUUGGCGGCCACUGAAGCACUGUGAUUUAAUACAAAACUGAAUGAAUGUACUACGGACUUAAAGACAUGUAUAAUUUUUUAUAUAUAAUUUUAUAAUUGUUAUAAUUUUGAAAAUCCCAGUCAUAACAUAGAAUUGGGAUGUUGUUUAAAAGUGCUGUAAUUGUCAUUCAGCCUUCAAUGAUGGACAAAUGACAAUAUAUUGCUUAUGUUUGCAAAUGUAAACAUUUAGAUCCUGGGUUGAACUUGUCAAUUUUGUCCCAGAAUCAUACAGAUGUGCCUACUGACAAAGAACAAGAACAGGGAGCAGAAAAUGUAGAGAGGCAGGCAGCUGAUAGCUUGGGAGAGGCAGGGCAAAACUUGACUGUGGAGAUCACAGAGCCGCAGCAAUCAAUCCAGCCAACUCCUUCAAUAGAGUCAGGAAAGCAGGCACCUGAAAAAUACCCAACAACUGAACCAUUUCAGCCUGAUUCUAAACGCAUUGAAGUUCAGAAGUUGACAAACAAAACUCUUAGAUUUCAGGACAGCUGGUUCAAAAGCUUCCCAUGGCUGCACUACUGCUCUGAACUUAAAGGAGUACUGUGUUUUUAUUGCAUUAAUGCCUUCUCCAAACAGACGUCCGCAUUGGCCAAAAAUGCAGAGCAAGCAUUCAUUGCUCAAGGCUUCCGUAACUGGAAACAUGGUCCACAAGCCUUUGAGAAGCAUACGAACAGCAAAGCACACAACAUUGCAGUGAACACAUUCAUACACUCAGAAAGGUCGAUAAAAGUGCAACUGUCCAACAUUUCAAAAACAGCACAAGAGGAGGCAAGUUUAAAUUUGUUAAAGGUAGUGAUUGCUAUUAAAUACCUGACCCAACAAGGCUUGCCUCUGAGGGGACACAACCAAGAGGAAGGACAUUUCCACCAGCUUCUCCUCUUCAUGACAGAGAGUGUUCCUUGUCUGGCAAGCUGGCUCAAACGAAAUCACUGCUACACAAGCCCUGUGAUUCAAAAUUAAAUAAUGAAUUUAUUGAGCAACAGCAUAAUUCGCAAAAUUGCACAGGAAAUUGCUGCUUUACCAGUCGUGCAAUAUUCAAUAAUAAUGGAUGGGACGCAGGACAUCAGUGGUGUUGAGAAAGUGUCUAUCUGCAUACAUUAUGUUAACACAGACCUGGAACCAAGAGAGGAGUUUGUUGGCCUUUAUGAAGCUUCUUCCACAACUGGUGAGCAAAUAGGCAAGAUUGCUUCUGAUGUCCUCCUCCGUCUAAACCUUCCCUUUUCCAGUCUGCGUGGUCAAACCUACGAUGGAGCAGCCAACAUGUCUGGGCAACCGCUUGCUACCUUUGUUCAUUGUGGCCCCCACUGUGUGAACUUGGUCACACAAGCAGCCUGUUCAGCCGCACCAAUAAUUCGGGAUUCUCUGCAAUGGAUCCAUGAGCUGGGCUGUUUAUUUGGCCAGUCAGGCAAAUUUAAAACAAUUUUUAAGUCUGUGGCAAAAUCUACAUCUGGCUGCUAUACAACACUGAAACCCUUGUGUCCAACUAGAUGGACAGUGCGUACACCAGCCAUCAAUUCUGUCCUCACCCAAUAUGAAGCUGUCUUGACAGCACUGGAGAAAAUGGCAUCAUCCAGCACACAUGACACUGCCUCCAAAGCCAAUGGCCUUCGUGAGCGUUUCCAGAAAGGAAACACUGUCCUUGGACUGCUGUUGACACAGGACAUCAUGAUAGGCCUUGAAGGCCUGAACACCUCACUGCAAGGGAGAGAAGCAACAGUCGGAGGCAUGCUAAGUGCAGUUGAGUGUGUCAAAAAUGGCUUUCAGAACAAAAGAUCAGAUGUAAGUUUCAGAGAGCUCUACAUACAGGCAUCUGAGGUGGUAACAUCACUGGACCUUGAGGCAAUAACAGUACCACAUUUAAGAAGGCCUUCUACAAGACAUGCUGGCCCAGCUCAGCCCUACAUUCCGACUACAGCUGAGGAGUACUAUCGUGUGCAGUUCUUCCUAGUUCUUGAUACAGUGAUGACACAGCUGACACAUCGAUUUGAACAGGAGGGUCUGCGCAACAUUGUCAUGCUUGAAAAUGUCCUAAUCUCUGGACAAGUCAACGACAUUGUUGAACUGUACCCAGAGCUGGAAUCCCAGUCCCUAAAGGUGCAGAUGGCCAUGUUUCGUGCAAAUUAUAAAUACCAAAGUUGUACAGAAGUGGUCAAUAUUUUGAAGAACAUGGUACCUGAGGUCCGUAGACUCUUCAAGCAAGUGGAGACUCUGGUCCUCUUACUUAUCUAG
Messenger RNA from Sinocyclocheilus rhinocerous, 3000 nucleotides. RefSeq names its product zinc finger MYM-type protein 1-like. Bases 1735 to 3000 code for a protein of 421 amino acids. The transcript is spliced from 2 exons. NCBI's taxonomy places the organism in Eukaryota, Metazoa, Chordata, Actinopteri, Cypriniformes, Cyprinidae. The record is from RefSeq and is a predicted model, not a curated record.